GUCAGGCGCUGUCCGCGCCCCCGGUGCUGAAGCGACAUGGCCGGCGGCCGGGCCCCGGCAUAAGUCCUGAGCCCCGCGCUGCGCCCGCCGCGCUCUAGCCGCCUGGAGUCAUGUCUCUGCUGUGCGUGGGAGUCAAAAAAGCCAAGUUUGACGGUGCCCAAGAGAAGUUCAACACAUACGUGACGCUGAAGGUGCAGAACGUGAAGAGCACUACCAUAGCUGUACGCGGCAGCCAGCCCAGCUGGGAGCAGGACUUCAUGUUUGAGAUCAACCGCCUGGAUCUAGGCCUGACCGUGGAGGUGUGGAACAAGGGUCUCAUCUGGGACACGAUGGUGGGUACUGUGUGGAUCCCGCUGCGGACCAUCCGCCAGUCCAAUGAGGAGGGCCCAGGAGAGUGGCUCACACUGGACUCUCAGGCCAUCAUGGCGGACAGUGAGAUCUGUGGGACCAAGGACCCCACCUUCCAUCGCAUCCUCCUGGACGCUCAUUUUGAGCUGCCCUUGGACAUCCCUGAGGAGGAGGCACGCUACUGGGCCAAGAAGCUGGAGCAGCUGAAUGCCAUGCGUGACCAAGAUGAGUACUCCUUCCAGGACCAGCAGGACAAGCCGCUGCCAGUGCCCAGCAGCCAGUGCUGCAACUGGAAUUACUUUGGCUGGGGAGAACAGAAUGACGACCCCGACAGUGCGGUGGAUGACCGGGACAGUGACUAUAGGAGUGAGACCAGCAACAGCAUCCCACCGCCCUACUAUACGACUUCGCAGCCCAACGCCUCUGUGCACCAGUACUCCGUGCGGCCGCCCCCUCUGGGGUCCCGGGAGUCCUACAGUGACUCCAUGCACAGCUAUGAGGAGUUCUCUGAGCCGCGGGCGCUCAGCCCCACAGGCAGCAGCCGCUAUGCUUCUUCCGGGGAGCUGAGCCAGGGAAGCUCACAGCUGAGCGAGGACUUCGACCCAGAUGAGCACAGCCUGCAGGGCUCGGAGCUGGAUGAUGAGAGGGACCGCGAUUCUUAUCACUCCUGUCACAGCUCCGUGAGUUACCACAAGGACUCACCCCGCUGGGACCAGGACGAUGAGGAUUUGGAGGACCUGGAGGACCUGGAAGAUGAGGAGCUGCCAGAGGAAGAGGAGGAGGAGGAGUUGGAGGAGGAGGGAGAGGAGGAGUUGGAGGAAGAGGAUUUGGAGGAGGAGGAGGAGGUGCCUGAUGACCUGGCCAGCUACGCCCAGCAGGAGGACACCACUGUGGCUGAGCCCAAAGAGUUCAAGCGGAUCAGCUUCCCAACGGCUGCGCCUCAGAAGGAUGACAAGGUUUCAGCUGUGCCUACAGAGGUCCCCGAGGUGGCCAAAGGCAUCCCCAAAGCAGCCACACCUGAGGAGAAGGCAGCUGCAGAGCGUGCGCAGGAAGCCGAGCCCCCCAAGUCUGAGGAGAGUUUCAGAUCUCGAGAGGAGGAAGAGGGCCAGGAAGGGCAGGAUGCCAUGUCCAGGGCCAAAGCCAACUGGUUGCGAGCCUUCAACAAAGUGCGCAUGCAGCUGCAGGAGGCCCGAGGAGAAGGGGAGAUGUCCAAGUCUCUAUGGUUCAAAGGCGGUCCUGGUGGUGGCCUUAUCAUCAUUGACAGCAUGCCAGACAUCAGGAAACGGAAGCCCAUUCCCCUCGUGAGCGACCUGGCUAUGUCAUUGGUGCAGUCUCGGAAGGCGGGCAUCACCUCGGCCUUGGCCUCCAGCACGUUGAACAAUGAAGAGCUGAAAAAUCACGUUUACAAGAAGACCCUGCAAGCCUUAAUCUACCCCAUCUCCUGUACCACGCCGCACAAUUUUGAGGUGUGGACGGCCACCACGCCCACCUACUGCUAUGAGUGCGAGGGGCUGCUGUGGGGCAUCGCGCGGCAGGGCAUGCGAUGCACCGAGUGCGGCGUUAAGUGCCACGAGAAGUGCCAGGACCUGCUCAAUGCGGAUUGCCUGCAGCGGGCGGCUGAGAAGAGUUCCAAGCAUGGCGCUGAAGACCGCACGCAGAACAUUAUCAUGGUGCUGAAGGACCGCAUGAAGAUCCGAGAGCGCAACAAGCCUGAGAUCUUCGAGCUUAUCCAAGAGAUCUUCGCGGUCACCAAGAGCGCGCACACACAGCAGAUGAAGGCUGUCAAGCAGAGUGUGCUGGACGGCACAUCCAAGUGGUCUGCCAAAAUUAGCAUCACGGUGGUCUGUGCCCAGGGCUUGCAGGCCAAGGACAAGACAGGAUCCAGUGACCCUUAUGUCACCGUCCAGGUUGGGAAGACCAAGAAAAGGACAAAAACCAUCUACGGGAACCUCAACCCAGUGUGGGAAGAGAAUUUUCAUUUUGAAUGUCACAACUCCUCUGACCGGAUCAAAGUUCGUGUUUGGGAUGAAGAUGACGACAUAAAAUCCCGUGUGAAGCAAAGGUUUAAGAGGGAAUCUGAUGACUUCCUAGGGCAGACAAUCAUCGAGGUGCGGACGCUUAGCGGCGAGAUGGAUGUGUGGUACAAUCUGGACAAGAGAACAGACAAGUCGGCCGUGUCGGGGGCCAUUCGGCUUCACAUCAGUGUGGAGAUCAAAGGAGAAGAGAAGGUGGCCCCCUACCAUGUCCAGUACACCUGUCUGCAUGAGAACCUGUUCCACUUUGUGACGGACGUGCAGAACAAUGGUGUAGUGAAGAUUCCCGAUGCCAAGGGUGACGACGCCUGGAAGGUUUACUACGAUGAGACGGCCCAGGAGAUCGUGGAUGAGUUUGCCAUGCGCUAUGGCGUUGAGUCCAUCUACCAAGCCAUGACCCACUUUGCCUGCCUCUCCUCCAAGUAUAUGUGCCCUGGGGUACCCGCUGUCAUGAGCACCCUGCUUGCCAACAUCAACGCCUACUACGCACACACCACCGCCUCCACCAACGUGUCUGCCUCUGACCGCUUCGCUGCCUCCAAUUUCGGGAAAGAGCGCUUUGUGAAACUUCUGGAUCAGCUACACAAUUCCCUGCGGAUCGACCUGUCCAUGUACCGGAACAACUUCCCAGCCAGCAGCCCUGAGCGGUUGCAGGAUCUCAAGUCCACAGUGGACCUGCUCACCAGCAUCACCUUCUUCCGGAUGAAGGUUCAGGAACUGCAGAGCCCGCCGCGUGCCAGCCAAGUAGUGAAAGACUGUGUGAAGGCCUGCCUCAACUCCACCUAUGAGUACAUCUUCAACAACUGCCAUGAACUCUAUGGCCGGGAGUACCAAACGGAUCCGGCCAAGAAAGGGGAGGUUCCUCCAGAGGAGCAAGGCCCUAGCAUCAAGAACCUGGAUUUCUGGUCCAAGCUGAUCACCCUCAUCGUGUCUAUCAUCGAGGAAGAUAAGAAUUCUUACACACCCUGCCUCAAUCAGUUUCCCCAGGAGCUCAAUGUGGGGAAGAUCAGUGCUGAGGUGAUGUGGAGCCUAUUUGCCCAAGACAUGAAGUACGCCAUGGAGGAACAUGACAAACACCGGCUGUGUAAGAGCGCAGAUUACAUGAACCUGCACUUCAAGGUGAAGUGGCUGUACAAUGAGUACGUGGCCGAGCUGCCCACCUUCAAGGACCGUGUGCCUGAGUACCCUGCGUGGUUUGAGCCCUUCGUCAUCCAGUGGUUGGAUGAGAAUGAGGAGGUGUCCCGGGACUUCCUGCAUGGUGCCCUCGAGCGGGACAAGAAGGACGGGUUCCAGCAGACCUCAGAGCACGCCCUGUUCUCUUGCUCAGUGGUGGACGUCUUCUCCCAGCUUAACCAGAGUUUCGAGAUCAUCAAGAAGCUGGAGUGUCCUGACCCCCAGAUCGUGGGCCAUUACAUGCGGCGUUUUGCCAAGACCAUUAGCAAUGUGCUUCUCCAGUAUGCAGACAUCGUUUCCAAGGACUUCGCCUCCUACUGCUCCAAGGAGAAGGAGAAAGUGCCCUGCAUCCUCAUGAACAACACACAGCAGCUACGAGUGCAGCUGGAGAAGAUGUUUGAGGCGAUGGGUGGGAAGGAGCUGGACGCCGAGGCCAGUGGCACCCUGAAGGAUCUGCAGGUGAAACUCAACAAUGUCCUGGAUGAACUCAGCCAUGUGUUUGCCACCAGCUUCCAGCCACACAUUGAGGAAUGUGUCAGACAGAUGGGUGACAUCCUGAGCCAGGUGAAGGGCACAGGCAAUGUACCUGCCAGUGCCUGCAGCAGCGUGGCCCAGGAUGCAGAUAAUGUGCUGCAGCCCAUCAUGGAUCUUCUGGACAGCAACCUCACCCUGUUUGCCAAAAUCUGUGAGAAGACAGUUCUGAAGCGGGUGCUGAAGGAGCUCUGGAAGCUGGUGAUGAACACAAUGGAGAAGACCAUCGUCCUGCCGCCGCUCACUGACCAGACGAUGAUUGGCACCCUCUUGAGAAAACAUGGCAAGGGCCUAGAAAAGGGCAGGGUGAAACUGCCAAGCCACUCAGACGGGACACAAAUGAUCUUCAAUGCUGCCAAGGAGCUGGGCCAGCUGUCCAAACUUAAGGAUCACAUGGUGCGGGAAGAAGCCAAGAGCUUGACCCCGAAGCAGUGCGCUGUUGUUGAACUGGCCCUGGACACCAUCAAGCAAUACUUCCACGCGGGGGGCGUGGGCCUCAAGAAGACCUUCCUGGAGAAGAGCCCGGACCUCCAGUCCCUGCGCUACGCCCUGUCGCUCUACACGCAGGCCACCGACCUGCUCAUCAAAACCUUCGUGCAGACUCAGUCAGCGCAGGGCUCUGGUGUGGAGGACCCUGUAGGUGAAGUGUCCGUCCACGUGGAGCUGUUCACGCAUCCGGGAACUGGGGAACAGAAGGUCACAGUGAAGGUGGUGGCCGCCAAUGACCUCAAGUGGCAGACUUCUGGCAUCUUCCGCCCGUUCAUCGAGGUCAACAUCGUUGGACCUCAGCUUAGCGACAAGAAACGCAAGUUCGCCACCAAAUCCAAAAACAACAGCUGGGCGCCCAAGUAUAACGAGAGCUUCCAGUUUUCCCUGAGCGCCGACGCGGGCCCCGAGUGCUACGAGCUGCAGGUGUGCGUGAAGGACUACUGCUUCGCGCGCGAAGACCGCACGGUGGGGCUGGCGGUGCUGCAACUGCGAGAGCUGGCCCAGCGCGGGAGCGCCGCGUGCUGGCUUCCACUCGGCCGCCGCAUCCACAUGGACGACACGGGGCUCACAGUGCUGCGCAUCCUGUCGCAGCGCAGCAACGAUGAGGUGGCCAAGGAAUUCGUCAAGCUCAAGUCGGACACGCGCUCAGCCGAGGAGGGCGGUGCCGCGCCUGCGCCCUAGCGCGCGUUUCGGCGGCGGGGCGGGGCCUGGGAACGGAUGAGGCCCCGCCUUCCAUAGGCCACCGUCUCUCCAGAGGCCACGCCCCUGCACCUCAGUGGCCUUGGCUGGGGAGGCCCUGCCUCCUGCCCCUGGAAAAGCCAUAGAGGGUCCGGUGCCCAGGGCAUGGGCUGGGCAGGCCUGCCUGGGAGGCCGGGUCGUAGCCUCUGGUGUCUGUGCAAAAUACAGUGUGGGGUGGGCUCUCAAAAGCACACGCGCCCUCGGCGCACACCUGGGGCUGAGGGCGCCUCUCUCCGCGGACCCCGCCCUCAGCAGCGGGCCCAUUGGCAGCUGGCGACAUCCUGCUCGUGCCACACACGGUGGGCUGAGCUCCGACGAAAGGCUCAGCCCCCAUCGCUGCUAAGUACCCGAUUUAGAAUCUCCCCGAUUCUUCCCCGAGGGCCCCACAGGCCAGGCGCCCCCUCCCCCCAAUUGAACCGGUUGCCAAACAAGUUUCUGUCCUUGCCCUUCCUUCUGGGACUUUAGUCGGAACCGGCCUAGUCAAGAAGGGGGAGGGGGGUGGGGUUUUCCCAGAGCCAAGGGCCCCCAUCCCAUCUUUUCUCCAAAUCCAGUCAGGAAAUAAGAGAUCAGAAACUAGGAAGGAGGGAAAGAGCGAGAAUAUGAAUGUGUAUUUCUGAGUGUCCUGUGCUUGUGAUAAAGGGAUGACCCUUUUCUAAUUGGCUUUGAAACACAGCAUGUCCCCUGAAUGUCACGUGCAGUGACAGGGUAGAAUUCAGGCUCUUACAUAGGAUCCAGGUUUCAUCCAUGGACAGGGAGUUCAGAGGCUACAUUCCAUACAUUGAGGGGGGACUCGAUCCCGACCACACUGGAGCUCAGGAGCUCAGGAGGGAGUGAUUUACACUUUAGGGCAUCAAACAUGGCUAAAGGGGAAGUGGUCUAACCAGAGAUCAAUCAUAUAAAGUUUCUACAUUGCUGGCAAGAAUGUGGGGGUUUGUGUGACAGAGCCAAGAUAGUUAUGGUGACCUCUGCACGUGCGUACGUGCGUGCGUGCGUGUGUGUGUGUGUGUGUGUGUGUGUGUGUUUUCUAGCCCCAGAAUGUUGAAGGAAGUACAUGGGAGUGUUUGUCUAGGGAAUUGUUCUGACUCCCAGGCUAGGACUGUUUGAAAUUUCCUUUUAUUUACCCAGAGACCUCCUACUCAUCCCUCAGCACCCAUUACAACCCCGCCACACCCCCACUCCCGUACAAAAUCAUUACUCAAGGAAUUCCCCAGUAUUCUUUCCCUUUUCUGAUUUGGCCCUGAUGUCAUGAGACUGAGGUGUCUUUGCCUGGCUCUGGCUAAAUUCCAGGCUGAGGCUUCAAGGGAGCCCUAAGCUUCCCCAGAAUAAGCAGGUCACAGUCAUUGAAGGAAGGUCGUGCUGACUUGAAUUGUAUUGAGAGUGGCUGAGGGUCUGCAUAUGACCCCAAUUCACAUGCAUGGUUUUCAUUACAGUUUCCCCUGACUUGACAGAUACCCCUAUGUGGGAGGUGUCCAAGCUGAGCCCAGGACACAAUAGAUGGAAGUAGAGCAGAGGGCUGAGCUCUGAUCUCAGGACAGCCCCAGAUAUAGCAAUGUCCUGAAAGGAAGUUAUUCCAGGGCCUGGCUGGUUGGGUUCUUACCACCUCCCCUGGUGGCCCCUUGCUGCUGGAGUCCUACAUUAAAAUAUACUGGGGUGCAGCUCCAGAAUCCACAGGUCAGGGACGGUUAGAGACUGGUUAGCCUGGCCUUCAGAAGGCAGGAAGAAGCCACAGCCCCACCCACAGGAGAGGCAGAUGCCAAGGGGUGAGGGAGGCUGCAGUGUGGGCAGAAGAGGGAGGAGGAAGAGCAAGUGGAAGGGGCUGGGGUCCAGGCUUAUCUAUACCCUACCUAGACUUCCUCAGUCAGGGGGCUAGGGCAGAGCUCAGCACCUGCCAAUCAUGCAUCGUCCUAGGUUUCUUUCCCAACGUUGAAAAAUUAAAAAGGCCCUGCAGUCAGCUCACCAUGUCUGGGCAAGUCAGCACUUGAAGGUUCGCCCUCUGCACUCCAGUCUGUUUCAGGCCCCAGGGCCUGUCACCUCACCUGCCCCAUCAGACAUGCAAAAAAUCAAGUGCACCCAGAACUCCUGGGGACCUCUCUCAGCCUGGACCGCAGACCUCUCAGGUCCCAAGGGCAGCCCUGCUGGGGGUGGGACAAGGUGCAGGGUCGGCUUGAUUCUGCCCACUCCACCCAUCUACCCCAGCAUCUUUCAGGACCAAAGCUGGCUCUGUGGACCCACCUCCCUCUCCUCUUUACAUCUUAUUGUUUUAAAAAUCGAAUUUGGCUGAGCUGUUGGAUCCGGGUGACACAGGUGACAAGCAAGAGUCCCCUGCACCCCAGAAGGUUCCUGACCCAAGCCCCUGCCGUGCAGCCCAGGGAGCCCCUCUGACUCGCCUUUCUUAGCAUGUGACUGCAAAGGUAGAAUCCCAGUAUCGUGCUUUUGGUUUUUCGGGUUUGUUUUUGUUUUUUGGAGGGAUUUUUAGGUCCACCCCGUUAGUCCAGCAUCUUUCAAGAUGCCCUCAAUUCUCAGUCAACACGUGACUUGGGACGCAUACCCGGGGAGUGUUCAUGAGUGCAUGGAGUUGAGAUGUUUUGCACUAUUUUGAAUUUUUGGUCUCUGUAAAAAAUAUUUUAUUAACAUUAAAAAAAAAAAGAAAAAGAAAACAAAAAACAAACAAACAAAAACCACAGAAUCCCUGAAA
Molecule: messenger RNA, 8007 nt
Organism: Mus caroli (Ryukyu mouse)
Lineage: Eukaryota; Metazoa; Chordata; Mammalia; Rodentia; Muridae
Source: RefSeq, a predicted model, not a curated record